CGUGAUAUGACAGUUUCACUGGUUCUCAAGCCGCGUUGGGUCGACUCUGUGAUGUUCGUGUAUGAUAAUAACUUGAAUGAGAUUAAGAAGAGUAGCGCGGUAAUGGAGGGAUUCGUCAACACUGGGAAUUUCUCCGCGAAUCAAUGCAGGAAUCUGAUGGCUCACUCGGCGCUCGGAGGACACCCCGCACCUUUGGUUCAUGGCUCCGGUUACUCCACGGUCGACAUGUCCGGUUCUGGGGUAGGGGAGCCCGGUAAGCAAUGUGCCCCGUGCCCGCCCCUUCCCCAGGGCUCUCCCGCCGCCCCAUUGCCCUACGGAUAUUUCGGCAGCGGUUACUACUCGUGCCGAAUGGGUCGAGGUCCCAUUAAGUCUUGCACCCAGCCUGCCGCCUUGUCGAAUUAUCCGGGGGACAAAUAUAUGGACACUCCAGUGCCCACCGAUGAUUAUCCGGGUCGGGCUAAGGAAUUCGCCUUUUAUCACGGCUACGCUGGCCCGUACCAGCCCAUGCCAAGUUAUUUGGACGUUUCGGUAGUGCAGACCAUCAGUGGGGCAGGAGAACCGAGGCACGAGGCUUUGUUACCUAUGGACAGCUACCAGCCUUGGGCCCUCAAUGGAUGGAACAGCCAGAUGUACUGUAAAGAACAAGCACAGCCGCCUCACCUCUGGAAGUCCACAUUGGCAGCAGAUGUGGUGGGUCACCAACAGGACGGUGGUUCAUUUCGCCGUGGAAGGAAGAAAAGAAUCCCUUACACAAAAGUGCAACUCAAAGAACUGGAGAGGGAAUACGGAACCAACAAAUUCAUUACAAAAGACAAGAGAAGGAAGAUCUCGGCAGCCACGAAUCUCAGCGAACGACAGAUCACCAUCUGGUUUCAGAACAGGAGGGUGAAGGAAAAGAAAAUCGUGGCCAAAGUAAAGAGCAACACGACUUAAGUAGGAGACAAAUCUGGAGAAGGAAAAUGAACCGUACUGUACUGUUCAGUUGGCGCUUAACGCAGGUAUAAAGAGAGACAAUUACCAAAUACUACAAUACAAGCUUAAAGUGCAAACACGUCUUUCGCCGAGUCUUUGUCUGCAAAAUGCUAACACGUCCUCUAUUUUCAUUUUUAGUACUGCAACAGGGGAUUUGUGAAUGAAUGCCAUUAAAUGGACUAAGUAGAUGGACAAAAUGUAAAUAUAACUAUAACGAACCUGUAUCUAUACCAACACCGCAGUUUAUUACCAGCUUUUUUUGUGUGUAGUGACGGUAUGCAAUGUGUGUUUUAUUGGUGUAGCUGCUCUUUUUAUUUUUUUGUGUCUGGGUAAUGAAUUAAAAUCCGUUCACUAUAAAAGACAAGGCAGCAUUAUAUAUCGCAUCAACGUUAUUUGAAACUACUACACCGGGCGGGUGGGGGUUCACGUAAUAAAUGAAACAAAAAUAAGAAUACGCUUGUGACUCUACUAAUUUGGUCGAAAAAUUACAGAACUUGCACCAGAAUGGA
Molecule: messenger RNA, 1481 nt
Organism: Callorhinchus milii (elephant shark)
Lineage: Eukaryota; Metazoa; Chordata; Chondrichthyes; Chimaeriformes; Callorhinchidae
Gene: hoxb13a
Product: homeobox B13a
Exons: 2
Coding region: 7-933 (308 amino acids)
Biological process (GO): regulation of transcription by RNA polymerase II
Molecular function (GO): RNA polymerase II cis-regulatory region sequence-specific DNA binding; DNA-binding transcription factor activity, RNA polymerase II-specific
Source: RefSeq, a predicted model, not a curated record